Messenger RNA from Drosophila ficusphila, 1233 nucleotides. RefSeq names its product putative gustatory receptor 59f (gene Gr59f). Lineage: Eukaryota; Metazoa; Arthropoda; Insecta; Diptera; Drosophilidae. Gene Ontology annotation, cellular component: neuronal cell body; dendrite; axon. Bases 1 to 1233 code for a protein of 410 amino acids. Gene Ontology annotation, biological process: sensory perception of taste. The transcript is spliced from 4 exons. The record is from RefSeq and is a predicted model, not a curated record.
AUGUGGCGCUCUAAGAAACUACCAACUAAAAGGCUAAAGCUUAAAGGUUUUCCAAAGGAAGGACUAUCUAAUUACCAUCAACAAUAUGCGGAAAAAUUUAAUCAACUUCAUAAGGCCCUGCAUUGGUUACUUAUCAUCUCUAUUUUGGCUAAUAUAGCCCCUAUAACGAGCUUACCAAUAUGUCCUAAUAGAUUUUACAAAUUAAUCCACCUAUGUUGGAUUUUUGUUUGGUAUGCAUGUUUUGCCUGUGGUUCCUACUGGGAAUUCGUAAUCGUCACUUUAGAAAAGGUUUCCCUGGAUCGCUAUCUAAACGCCAUUGAAUCAUGCAUUUAUGUGGUCCAUAUCUUCGUCAUUAUGCUCCUUGCUUGGCAAUGGAGGAAAUGCGUUCCAAAAGUCAUAAAGGAUAUUGUGAAAUGGGAUUUGGAGAGCGGUUACAGCAUCGAUUGCAAGAGGACGAAGAGGUUUAUUAGGAAUCAGCUAUAUCUGGUCUGGAUUUUCACAUGCCUGGCCUUCUUCUUUGAUAUGUGGAGCCACAAAUGUGAGAUCCUCAAAUCGGUCCUGAGUAUUAAUAGCUAUGUGAUGCCGAACAUCAUAAGCUGCUUAUCAUUUGUCCAGUACUAUCUGGUACUUCAAGGAAUCGCUUGGCGUCAGAGGAAAGUAACCGAAAACCUGGAGCGGGAAUUGUUCCAUAUAAUUCGCCCUCGACAAGCGGAGGUGCAAAGAUUUCGAAUACAGCACGCAGAUCUGACUAAUUUCACCAAGUUCACGAACCGCACAUUCCAGUACUCCAUUGUACUUCUCUUGGUGGGAUGUUUCUUGAACUUUAACCUGGUCUUGUUCUUAGUAUACCAGGGCAUUGAAAAUCCUUCGAUGACUGAAAUUGACUGGUCCAAGUGGUUAUACAUGAUCCUCUGGCUUGCCAUGCACUUGGGAAAAGUUGUCAGUAUCCUGUUUUUCAAUCAACAAAUCCAAAAUGAGCAAUCCAAGUGCUUGGUCUUCUUAAAUCGAGUGUCAUGUACUGACAAUGAUCUUAGGGAAACUAUUACUCACUAUAUUCUACAAAUGCGGACAAAUGUACGACAGCAUGUUGUGGGUGGCGCCAUUGAACUAGACCUAAAAUUUGUAACAGCUUUGCUAGUGGCCUCUGCGGAUUUUUUCAUCUUUCUGCUGCAAUACGAUGUAACUUAUGAGGCGUUGUCUAAAUCAGUUACGGGAAAUAUAACUAAAACUUAA